AUUUUUAGUAAUGAAUCAAAAUAAAAAUUGUACGUGGAGUUGAAGUUUACAAUCAUUUAGUCGACCGUAAUCGAUAUGACGACACCGAUCUUAUAAAUGAAGCGUGCAGUGUGUUGAAACUUCAGUAUAAUCUCUAAUCAUCGAGGCGUUCGGCUACAGUGCGAGCCAACGUUCUACGAAAUCUCAAAACAAGUGUUGACCCCACCGUACUUUGUGUCAUAAGUGUAACGAGCGAGUGUCAUUGAUUACAUAAAAUGCCCUGUCCAUUCAUGGGUUCCCUCAACCAAGCCUUCGUAAGAAAUUAUGGCAGCGUACUGAUGAAACAGUACGGCAACUUUUGCCCAAUAAUUUCAAGAAAUUUCCGCACUCUGGGUCAAGACGAAACGAAAUGUCCGUUCAUUCAAAAUACCAACACCAUCGUUGCGGAUGCUCCUAAAGAGAUGACCGAGGACAUUGUGGAAAGCGCACGCCCCUACUCUUACGAUAAGUUCUUCAAUGAACAGAUCAGCGCGAAGAAAAGGGACUACUCUUACCGAGUCUUUAAGAAGGUGUCUCGGUUAGCCGCGGACGGUAUGUAUCCUCAGGCGUUAGAAGGCCUCGAUAACCGCCGUGUGACGGUGUGGUGCGCCAACGAUUACCUUGGUGCCUCACGACACCCCACUGUACAAGAUGCUGCAAUUUCAUCGAUCAAGUCUUAUGGUACAGGAGCCGGUGGAACCCGCAACAUUGCUGGUAACUCACAAAUGACUGAAAAACUAGAACUAGAAAUAGCUAAACUUCAUAAAAAGCCUGCAGCUCUUAUAUUCAGCUCAUGUUUUGUUGCCAAUGAUGCAACACUCUCUACAUUAGCCAAGAUACUACCUGGGUGUGUUGUGUAUUCAGAUGCAGGCAACCAUGCCUCUAUGAUACAGGGCAUAAGGAACAGUAGGGCUCCAAAGCACAUAUUUAGGCACAACGAUCCUAACCAUUUAAAAGAACUUCUCUCUAAAUCACCUGAAGGUGUACCUAAACUAGUCGUAUUUGAGACUGUUCACUCAAUGAGUGGAGCUAUUUGUCCAUUAGAGGAAAUGUGUCAAGUUGCUCAUGAGUAUGGAGCGUUAACAUUUGUAGAUGAAGUUCAUGCAGUUGGCUUGUAUGGGAAACAUGGGGCCGGUAUCGGAGAGGAAAGGGGUAUUGAGCAUAUGAUUGACAUAGUUUCUGGUACUUUGGGUAAGGCUUAUGGAAACGUUGGGGGUUACAUAGCAGGGUCUUCAUUACUGGUGGACACUGUCCGGUCUUUAGCACCGGGAUUCAUCUUUACAACUGCACUUCCACCACCGGUGUUAGCAGGCUCGCUGGCAGCUAUUAGACUUCUAGCUGGAGAGGAAGGAAGGAGUUUGCGUGCUAAACACCAAGCAAUCGUACGUUAUUUGAAACUGUCCCUUCUAGUUGCGGGACUUCCGCAGAUGCCUUCCGUGAGUCACAUUGUGCCGGUGCCUAUAACCGGAGCCGACAAAGUGGCCCUUGUCGCUGAAUCCCUCAUGAAGAGGGGACACUACGUGCAGGCUAUCAAUUAUCCUACGGUCGCGCGAGGCGCUGAGCGACUCCGCUUCGCGCCGGGCCCCUACCACACUCCCGAGAUGAUUGACAGCUUGGUCACUGCCCUAAUCGAAUCAUUCCAUGAAAAUAAUAUAAGCUUCAAUCAAUUCUUGGUGAACGGAACUUGUCGCGAGUGCAGCAUGGAGUACAAGGUCGAUAUGCCUUACGAGGAGACCUUCAAGUACCCUAUGAUCGCUACAUAACGUUAACGCUUCAUUACUGCUAUAACGUUAACGCUUCAUUACUGCUAUUAUGACAAAAUGUUAAAUAUUGUAUAGUUUAUUUGAGAAUUUUAUUUAUGGUUCACGGUUUUAACAUUUAAUGUUAGGGGAAAUAAAAUACUGGUGUCGCA
Pieris brassicae (large cabbage white) is the source of this 1930-nucleotide messenger RNA. RefSeq names its product 5-aminolevulinate synthase, erythroid-specific, mitochondrial (gene Alas). NCBI's taxonomy places the organism in Eukaryota, Metazoa, Arthropoda, Insecta, Lepidoptera, Pieridae. The record is from RefSeq and is a predicted model, not a curated record. Gene Ontology annotation, cellular component: mitochondrion. Gene Ontology annotation, biological process: heme biosynthetic process; hemoglobin biosynthetic process; erythrocyte development. The coding region runs from base 255 to 1781 and encodes 508 amino acids. Gene Ontology annotation, molecular function: pyridoxal phosphate binding; 5-aminolevulinate synthase activity. The transcript has a single exon.